AUGGGUGUCCUCGAACAGCUCUCUCGCAAGUCCGGUGUCAUCGUCGGUGACGACGUGCUCCGUCUCUUCGAAUAUGCCCAGAAGAACAAGUUCGCCAUCCCCGCUAUCAACGUGACCUCCUCGUCCACUGUCAUCGCUUCUCUCGAGGCUGCUCGUGACAAGAACUGCCCCAUCAUCCUCCAGCUCUCUCAGGGUGGUGCCGCUUACUUCGCCGGAAAGGGUGUCAGCAACGACGGCCAGGCCGCUUCCAUUGCCGGUGGUAUUGCCGGUGCUCACUUCAUCCGUAGCGUUGCCCCCGCCUACGGCAUCCCCGUCGUUCUUCACACCGACCACUGCGCCAAGAAGCUCCUCCCCUGGUUGGACGGUCUCCUCGACGAGGAUGAGCGCUACUUCAAGCUCCACGGCGAGCCCCUCUACUCCUCCCACAUGAUCGAUCUGUCUGAGGAGCCCGUCGACUACAACAUCAACACCACCGCCGCUUACCUCAAGCGUGCCGCUCCCAUGAAGCAGUGGCUCGAGAUGGAAAUCGGAAUCACCGGUGGUGAGGAGGACGGUGUCAACAACGAGGACGUUGACAACAACUCCCUCUACACCCAGCCCGAGGACAUCCUCGCCAUCCACAACGCUCUCUCCGCCAUCAGCCCCUACUUCUCCAUUGCCGCUGGUUUCGGUAAUGUGCACGGUGUCUACAAGCCCGGCAACGUCCGCCUGCACCCCGAGCUCCUCUCCAAGCACCAGGCCUACGUCCAGGAGAAGACCGGCUCCCCCAAGGACAAGCCCGUCUUCUUCGUCUUCCACGGUGGCUCCGGUUCCUCCAAGGCCGAGUACAAGGAGGCCAUCAGCUACGGUGUUGUCAAGGUCAACGUCGACACCGAUAUGCAGUACGCCUACCUGACCGGUAUCCGUGACUACGUCCUCAACAAGAAGGACUACCUCAUGAGCACCGUCGGCAACCCCGAGGGUGAGGACAAGCCCAACAAGAAGUUCUUCGACCCCCGCGUCUGGGUUCGCGAGGGUGAGAAGACCAUGAGCAAGCGUGUCCAGGAGGCCCUGGAGGACUUCAACACUGCUGGCCAGCUGUAA
Aspergillus affinis is the source of this 1083-nucleotide messenger RNA. RefSeq names its product fructose-bisphosphate aldolase FBA1. The record is from RefSeq and is a predicted model, not a curated record. Lineage: Eukaryota; Fungi; Ascomycota; Eurotiomycetes; Eurotiales; Aspergillaceae. Gene Ontology annotation, molecular function: fructose-bisphosphate aldolase activity; zinc ion binding. The transcript has 4 exons. Bases 1 to 1083 code for a protein of 360 amino acids. Gene Ontology annotation, biological process: glycolytic process; gluconeogenesis. Gene Ontology annotation, cellular component: cytosol.